AUGCUCGAGAAACUACCCAACGAAGUUCUUCAUCUGGUAUUUGAGCAUCUUGCGACAACGCCCGAUCUCGUUCACUACAGUGAUGAUGAUGAUGGACAGAUUGAAUACCAUCGCAGUAACUGGAAGACUCUCGCUCAGCUUUGCAAAGUCUCGCGACAGAUGAGAAGCGUUGCGGAACCUCUGCUUUAUCGACAUUAUGCAAAGUCAGACUCUACCACGGAUCCAUACGGUCAUCACUCAUUCCGAAAAUUCCUCACUACCGUGCUCAGCCGUCCGGAGCUUCUGCAGUACAUUCGCUUUCUUGGUGACGCCUGGAAGGAGGCACUUGGUGCCAACGAAGAAGUUGCAGAGAUUGCUUUGCUGAUGAGUCUUACACCAAAUUUGGAACAUAUCGAAUUUUGCAUGCCAGAUUUUGGUCUUCGCGAGACCAGUGCUCCUCAGUAUUUCUGGCCCAGCCUGCUUGUUCCGUCAACCGGAUGGGACCCCACUCGUCAUUUUCAUCGGCUAGAAUCUGUAAUGGUACACAGAAGAGACUUGCAAACUGGGCCGCCAGUGUCUGAACGCUGUACCAAGCUAGAAGCGUUUGAUUGUGACUUCCAGCCGGAACUCAUGUUUGUCCCAGAUUUCUCAUGGAACACCAUCAAAGAUGCUUUAUACAGUAGUCGACACACUCUGGAAGAACUCACGUUGAAUGCCCACGUGAAUUCUCAGCUAGCCACUGAAGAGUAUGAAGGAUUCGAGAACCUGAUUAACGAUUUCACUCUGGCCGUACCUGCACUGCCCUUCGCUGAAAUGUUACCAAGCAGCCUUGAGAGUCUCACCAUCGAUUCGUGUACCCUCACGAUUGUACCUUACCUGGAAGACAUGUCAACCAAGCUUGAAGAACAGUUCCCGCGCCUUCAAGAAAUACGUCUCAGUAGCAUUGAUCUAAGAGUAUGGGAUAUGCCCGAACUCGAAUCUCUGUUGCAAAGCCGUAAGGAUCGUGUGGUGCGUUUGAAGGAGGUGUUUGUCAAGGCGGGUGUCCAGUGGUUACAAUAA
This is a messenger RNA of Aureobasidium musti, 1038 nucleotides long. The record is from the annotation of a GenBank genome assembly. NCBI's taxonomy places the organism in Eukaryota, Fungi, Ascomycota, Dothideomycetes, Dothideales, Saccotheciaceae.